This is a messenger RNA of Epithele typhae, 1362 nucleotides long. RefSeq lists its product as uncharacterized. The coding region runs from base 1 to 1362 and encodes 453 amino acids. The transcript is spliced from 3 exons. The record is from RefSeq and is a predicted model, not a curated record. Lineage: Eukaryota; Fungi; Basidiomycota; Agaricomycetes; Polyporales; Epitheliaceae.
AUGUCUUUCUCUGGCAGCACUCUCGUCAGUGGCUCCUGGUCGACGCCCUUCGGUGCGCCUUUCUUCGUCUGGAACGGAGAAGGUUACGCCAAGGUCCCGAUCGAGACUCUCCGCGCGCAGUAUGUCAUGUGGGAGUCGGCCCGGCUGGCGAGGUGCGCGGCCGUGGUCGAGGUCGGGGUUGAGGUUGAGGUUGAGGAGGAGGCCCGGGAGGGUCCGGCUGCUGGCAGCUGGGCCGACGAGGUUGAGGAACUUUUCAGCGGCGACAUCUCUGACAGCCUCAACAUCGAUACCGCCGGAUUCGACAACCUUUGCGACAUCACCUUCGACGACAACGACCUCUCGUGGAUCGCCCUCGACAAGGACGACCCCUUCCUUCGACAACCUCGAUGCGACAUCACCUUCGGCCCCAUCAACAUCGACAACGACUGCUCGUGGGCCGUCAUUGACAUGGACAACUCCUUCUGCGGCGACAAGAGCACCGACAUCUACGUGUUCCUCGGCCUCGGCGCCUCUUUCGACAACAUCGCCGACAUGGACUUCGUCUCGCUCGCCGACACCGCGAGCCUCAACGUUCUCGACAGCCUCGACUCUGCCUUUGGUCUCGCUCCGAGCGCCGCCGACACCUCGAUGUCCCUCGACUCGGUCCUUAACGCCGCCAUCGACGUGCUCGCCGACCUCAAGCUCGACAUCCCGACCGACUUCGACGCGAGCUUCACCCUCGACCCCGCGGGCGUGUGCGGACUCGGGCCCGGUCCGACCGGUGCGCUCUCCGGACCCGCGGCGAGCGCGGCGGGGGGUAGACUCCCCCUGCCUGCUGCCACGCUGGGCGAGGACACGCGUGCCGCGUCCCUGGCGUCCUUGGACGCGCCGCUCGCCCCGAACGACACCCCGGCCGACAUCGCCAGCCGGGCCCCCGCGGGCGGCGUCGCGUGCGCGCCCGGCUGCCGUGCCGGACUUGGACUCAGGCUCGGGGGUGGGUUGGCUGUCUCUCCCGCUGGGCCUGGGGACGGUGCGGUGGUCGGGACGGCGCGCGGCGUCGUCUCGCCCAGCCUCAAGACCGACGCCAUCAGCAGCAAGACCGGCCAUUGGAUCGCGGUGGGUCGGGUGCUGGCCGGCCUUGACGAUGAGUAUGAGGUCGUGGACAUGGACGUGAGCGCGGACGGCGUCGUGAGCGUGCGGGUAGCGGGCGUGCGGUGCGGUGAGUGUGGGCAGGAGUGCGGGCGGGCGCGGGUCGGUGACCGGCGGCUCGGUGGUGUUCGGCUGUCGGCGCGCAAGGCCGCGUUCGAUGGGAGCUGGUCUCCUGUCAAGCCGCGGCGCGCUGGCGGCUUCCGGUGGCCAUUCGGGCUGCAGUUCAAAAUUUGA